ACGUGCGCGCUAGCCGAGCACCGCUGCGGUCAGUGCCGCCGUACCUACCGCGUUUCGUUUGCUGCGGCCGACGCUCCGUCUCCACCGUCCGGUCUUGUUUACCCGUUCGCGCCCACCCGUUUGACCGGAUCAUACCGGUGUUUCCGAACGGUACCCGAGUGCCCGGCUGUUGAGCCCGCACCGAUGGACGUGAUCCAAGUGGAUUCUGGCGGCGAUGAACGGCUCGACUUCCUCGCAGGAGACAAGAAGGACCCGGACAAACGUCGCAUCGUGUACCGGGUCGACCAGAGGCCCCCCGUGUGCCUGACACUGUUGUUGGCCCUACAGAACGCAGUGACUACCGUUGGCGGGAUAGUCUUCGUAGCCAACGUGUUGGCUCCGGCACUUUGCAUAUUACCGGAAGACCCGGCUCGGGCGUACUUGCUGUCCACGGCCAUCAUGGUGGCCGGUAUCAGCACGUUGCUUCAAACCAUUUUGGGUGUCAGGCUUCCAAUCAUGCAGUCCAGUGGUUUCGUAUACAUAUCGUUCACGCUUCCAAUACUAAACCUUGAGCAAUGGCAGUGUUAUAGUGAAGUCGAUCUGUAUUCAAUGGGCCCCGAAAAGCGGACCCUGGAAUGGCAACUCCGCGUCCGGUACAUCCAAGGCGCCAUAAUUUCCGUCGGUAUCGUUCAAAUGUUGUUGGGCUACAGUGGGUUCGUCGGAAAAUCGUUGAAAUACAUUACACCCCUGACCGUGGUGCCGACCAUGUGCAUCAUAGGACUGACAGUCAUCGAAAGAGGAGUAUCCCUCAUGUCGGGAAAUUGGUCAACCGCUCUAAUAACAAUACUUUUUCUAACGUUCUUCUCCCAGUACUUGCGCAAGGUUGCCAUCCCCCUUCCGUUUUAUUCGUCUUCGAAAGGACUAUUCCAGGUGCGAUUGAAAAUAUUUGCAUUGUUUUCGAUUCUGCUCAGUGUGGGUAUUAUGUGGAUAGCGUGUGUUUAUAUGACUUCCAAUAACAAUUUAUUACCGACGGAUCCUGCGAACACAGAUUCAAAGUCCGGAGUGUUCCAUAACUCACAAAUAUUCCGUUUACCUUACCCUUUUCAAUGGGGAUGGCCGAAAUUUAGUUUGACUUCAAUAAUGGCCAUGUUACCUGCACUUUUUAUUAGCAUAGUCGAAUCCGUUGGAAAUUUUUACACGUGCGCAAAAAUUGCCAAUCUCAAAACGCCUCCCGCGAAUGUGGUGAAUCGUGGUAUCGGUGUUCAAGGUAUCAGUUCAAUUCUGGCCGGUUUUCUGGGCAUAGGAUCCGGGGUCGGCGUGUCCAGUGAAAACGUGGGCAAUAUCGGCAUCACUCAGGUGUGCAGUAGAAACGUGAUCGUGUAUGCUGCCUGUUUAAUGAUUUUAAUUUCGCCGUUUACCAAACUAAUAGCACUGUUGGUCACGUUGCCAGAUCCAGUGCUCGGUGCAGUGACGUCGGUAUUACUCGUGCUGAUCACAGCUGUAGCUCUGUCAAAUCUACAGUUUAUAAAUCUCAACUCGAUAAGAAACAUGUAUAUUCUUGGUAUGUCCAUGUUUUUCGGAUUGACGCUUCCGAAGUACUUUUUAAGUGUUUCGGUAAACAAUAGUCUCAUCAACACAAAGUAUGAAAUGAUGAACAAUAUCAUCUCCGUGUACUUAUCCUCCGGAAUGUUGAUCGGCGGAUUAAUCGGUUUCGUUUUAGAUAAUACUAUACCAGACGAUGAAGACCAAAAAUUAAAUGGUGACGCAUACCAAGCAGCUGACAACAAAGUGAAAAAGUCCAUCGAUAAUGAAAACGAUCAAAUAUAUAGUAUUUCGGAUAGACUCUACGAAAAAAUAAAUUAUUUAUUAACAUUUUUUGUCUAAUACAACUCAGUGUUAUUUUAUUAUACAUGAGUCUAUAGCCAUGUAACUAUAUUUGAUAGACUGAACAAAAUUAUUAUAAGAAUUUUAUACUUAACUAUGAAUACCUACGUUAUGAUUGUUUAAUAUUUUAUUUUUGUAUAGUUUAUAAUUGUAUUGAACCAUCUGUUUUAUAGUAUUACAAAUAUCGACAUAUUUUCUCAUUUUGUUUUUGUGAGUCGGACAAAUUCUAUUACUUAUUUGUAAUGGU
Sipha flava (yellow sugarcane aphid) is the source of this 2110-nucleotide messenger RNA. RefSeq names its product solute carrier family 23 member 1-like. Gene Ontology annotation, cellular component: membrane. Gene Ontology annotation, biological process: transmembrane transport. The record is from RefSeq and is a predicted model, not a curated record. Gene Ontology annotation, molecular function: transmembrane transporter activity. The transcript is spliced from 12 exons. Lineage: Eukaryota; Metazoa; Arthropoda; Insecta; Hemiptera; Aphididae. Bases 184 to 1863 code for a protein of 559 amino acids.